Messenger RNA from Ilex paraguariensis (yerba mate), 2007 nucleotides. The record is from the annotation of a GenBank genome assembly. Lineage: Eukaryota; Viridiplantae; Streptophyta; Magnoliopsida; Aquifoliales; Aquifoliaceae.
AUGUCAAUGGCUAAAACCACCCCAAACCGCCACGUUGCGGUGCUUGCAUUCCCAUUCGCCUCCCACGCAAGCCUUCUCCUAGGCCUUCUCCGCCGCCUGGCCACUGCGGCCCCGGCGGUGACAUUUUCAUUCUUUAGCACAGCCAAAUCCAACCGUUCAUUGUUCUCGGCACCAACCCCAGAAAACAUCAAGCCCUACGACGUGUCUGAUGGUGUCGCAGAGGGGUAUGUGUUUGCCGGGAGACCACAGGAGGACAUUGAAUUGUUCCUCAAGGUGGCGCAGGAGGAGUUCAGAAAAGGUGUGGCGGAUGCUGAGGCGGAGAUAGGGAGGAGAGUCGGCUGCUUGGUGGCCGACGCGUUUCUGUGGUUUUCCGGCGAGUUGGCGGAGGAGAUGGGUAUUCCAUGGGUGCCGCUUUGGACUUCUGGUGCUUCUUCGCUGUCCAUUCAUUUUUACACCGACUUCAUCAGGGACACCUUUGGAGGGACCAGCACUGCAGGACGUGAAGAUGAAAUCCUUACAUUCAUUCCUGGAUUUUCUGAACUACGCCUUGGAGAUUUGCCUAGUGGGGUCCUCUUUGGAAACUUGGAAUCACCCUUCUCAAUCAUGCUACACAAAAUGGGUCAAAUCCUCCCCAAAGCAAAGGCAUUGCUCANUUUUGAAUUGACUCUCGGGCCACCAAGAAAAUACAUACACUCAGGUAUACCCACCAUGUCAAUGGCUAAAACCACCCCAAACCGCCACGUUGCGGUGCUUGCAUUCCCAUUCGCCUCCCACGCAAGCCUUCUCCUAGGCCUUCUCCGCCGCCUGGCCACUGCGGCCCCGGCGGUGACAUUUUCAUUCUUUAGCACAGCCAAAUCCAACCGUUCAUUGUUCUCGGCACCAACCCCAGAAAACAUCAAGCCCUACGACGUGUCUGAUGGUGUCGCAGAGGGGUAUGUGUUUGCCGGGAGACCACAGGAGGACAUUGAAUUGUUCCUCAAGGUGGCGCAGGAGGAGUUCAGAAAAGGUGUGGCGGAUGCUGAGGCGGAGAUAGGGAGGAGAGUCGGCUGCUUGGUGGCCGACGCGUUUCUGUGGUUUUCCGGCGAGUUGGCGGAAGAGAUGGGUAUUCCAUGGGUGCCGCUUUGGACUUCUGGUGCUUCUUCGCUGUCCAUUCAUUUUUACACCGACUUCAUCAGGGACACCUUUGGAGGGACCAGCACUGCAGGACGUGAAGAUGAAAUCCUUACAUUCAUUCCUGGAUUUUCUGAACUACGCCUUGGAGAUUUGCCUAGUGGGGUCCUCUUUGGAAACUUGGAAUCACCCUUCUCAAUCAUGCUACACAAAAUGGGUCAAAUCCUCCCCAAAGCAAAGGCAUUGCUCAUAAACUCCUUUGAAGAACUAGACCCCCCCUUAACGAAAGACCUCAAAUCAAAGUUCCAAAAUUUCCUCAAUAUUGGCCCCUUCAACGUUAACUCACCACCACCCUCCUCAAAUUCCGAUGAUCACGACUUGUACCUGUGGUUGGACAAGCAGAAACCAACGUCCGUAGUGUAUAUCAGCUUCGGAACCGUCGCUAUGCUGCCGCCACCGGAGCUGAAGGCGUUAGCUGAGGCACUUGAAGCAAGUGGUACUCCAUUUAUUUGGUCACUUAAAGACAAUUUAAAAAUUCAUUUACCAGAAGGUUUCGUGGAAAGGAUGAAAGAGAAUGGGAAAAUAGUGCCAUGGGCACCCCAAGCUAUUCCUGUUGGUGUGCCUAUUAUUUGCAGGCCUUUUUUUGGGGAUCAGCAGCUAAAUGCAUGGAUGGUUGAAAAGGUGUGGAAAAUUGGUUUGAGGGUUGAGGGUGGGGUGUUCACAAAAGAUGGUAUAGUGAAGGCCCUUGACUUGGUUUUGGGUCAGGAAAAAGGGAAGAAAUUGAGGGAGCAAAUUGGAGUGUUCAGAGAGCUUGCUCUAAAGGCUGUUGGGCCAAAUGGGAGCUCAUCUGAGAAUUUCAAAACUUUGGUAGAGGUGAUCACAACUAGCAACCUUUAA